Molecule: messenger RNA, 1350 nt
Organism: Miscanthus lutarioriparius
Lineage: Eukaryota; Viridiplantae; Streptophyta; Magnoliopsida; Poales; Poaceae
Source: the annotation of a GenBank genome assembly
AUGUUGUUUAUCCUUGUUAUGGAUGUUCUUAAUUCCCUGGUGAACCAUGCUGCUAAAAUGAAUCUGCUGCAACCACUUGCUGUCCAAGGAGCCAAGCACAGGGUUUCUUUCUAUGAAGAUGAUGCAGUAGUAUUCCUUUGGCCUUCGAGUGUUGAUCACCAUACUAUCAUGCUGGUGCUACAAAUUUUUGGCCAUGCCUUGGGUCUCAAGACUAACAUGACAAAAAGUUCAGUGACACCCAUUCAAUGUUCAGAGGAUUUAGUUCUCACCUCCAAUAUUCUGUUAUGUGUUUCCCUUGCACUUACCUUGGCCUACCGCUCACAAUACGUAAACCUACAAAGUCCGAUCUAUGAAAAUCGAAGGCAGCAGCUUGCAGUGGAAGUCAUCAUGCCUGGGCCUAAUCCUGAAGGAGGUGCUGGUGCAAGCACAUCAGUUGCAUCAGGUGGUGCUGGUUCAGCAUCCUCAGCUGCUCCAGAUGUUUCAGCCCUUGCAGAAAAGGCUAUAGCAGCACUGCCUCCAGAACUUGCUCAGCAGGCUAAAGAUCCCAAGAGGAAGGCUCGAUCUCAAGACCCAGGAUGGAAGUAUGGGUGGUGGCCAGAUCCUACGAAGAUGGAAUUUAUUCAGUGCAUUUUCUGUAAGAAGGUAGUGCCUGCAGGAAUCGGUCGGUUCAAGAUGCACCUUGUUGGGGGUUAUGGGGAUGCAGUGAAGUGCCCAAAACCACCUCCAAUAGUCCAGCGAGAGAUGACUGUUUACUUGAAGAAGAAUACAAGGACUACAAUUGUGGCACUUCCUGGAGAUGGUGAACAAGAACAAGAAGCAAAUGAAGAGGAUGAAGUUACUGAAGUUGAACCAGCGAAAUUACACACCAAAAAGAGGAACAGAUUAGAGCACAAGAGGUUAAAUAAAUUGGUCUAUGUCAGUUACAACAAAAAGAUGUCAAACAGGUUUAAAAAAAUCAGAGAGCUUGGAUGCAAAGGACAGAAGAGCAACCCUCUCACGCUAGAUGAAUUUCAGUGGGAUAAUGAAUGGGUGGAUGAGAAUUGUGAGGAAUCGACUUGGGCUGCUGUUGAUGAAGCUAUUGGUGCAUCUGAGAAUCUACAGGGCCGCAACUUGCCUAGGGCUGCUGCUGCUCGUGCAGCAGCCUCUGUCAGCCAGAUGUAUACCAGGAAGCGUCCAAGGACUGCUGCAGCUGCAGCUGCUGCUCCAGAUAGCAUUGAUGAUGAAGAUGAUGACCAUGAAGCACAAGUUCAGCCACAUGCAUCUAAUGCUGAAGUAGGAAUGGAGGUGGAUGGAGACUCGGGUGGAGAUGGAGGAGGAGGCUUCAAUUUGGAUGAUGAUUUGCUUAUUUAG